Caenorhabditis bovis is the source of this 2520-nucleotide messenger RNA. The record is from the annotation of a GenBank genome assembly. Lineage: Eukaryota; Metazoa; Nematoda; Chromadorea; Rhabditida; Rhabditidae.
AUGGUGAAGUCGGAAGAAUAUAAGAAAAAAGCUUUGGAGCGGAAAAUGAGAUUCAAAAAGCAAACAAUUCGCAAUCAGCAGUUCAAGAAGCGGCGAGAAAAUAAUUAUCAUCGCAAAUACCAGUACAAUCAAAAUGGAAAUCAACAACAAAAGGAGAAAACGACGAGUACAACUAUCAGGACUCGCGGAUUCUAUAGUAUUCUGCCAAUGGACGGAAUUGAUAAUAUUCCCCAAUGUUCACAUGGACCAUGCUUAUUAUUCAGCAAAAAGUGUGAAGAAGGACCAGAUGAAGUAUUUUUUGCUUGUGCCAUUUACAGAAAUAACGAAAAAUUGUGUGAUUUUAAAGCAUUUUACGAUCAAGAAAACGGAACAAUUAGAUGUGAAAAGGAUACGAGUUCUGAUAAUGAAUCAGAACCUUCAAAACCAAAAUUGAAAAGGAAGAAGAAAAAGGAACUGUUUGGAUAUAAUAAGAUCCCUAAAAGCCUUUCUGAGAUGAAGCCGGAUGAUGUUUGUCUGUAUUGCACUGAAUGUAUUAUGGUUUACGCGAAUAAACAUGAAUGUGUUUGUGAACCAAUCGACAGAGAAAAGUUGCAAUAUCCCACUCAACUUCUGCCUCCGCUUGAUGUGCAAAAUGGAGAAUCUCAAUUCUUCUUCUCUCAGCAAUCACUUGAUCUUAUUACAAAAUCAAUUCAAAAUUCCGGUGUUGAAGGUGUUUUGUGUAUUGCAGCUCCUCGGGUAUUUGAAACUAUCCGAGUUCGAUAUCCCGAAACGCCAGUUUUUCUUCUUGAUUUCGAUAAAAGAUUUGCUAAAUUUUUCCCGUCUCGGCAAUAUGCUCAAUAUAGUAUGCUAGUGGAUCAUUUUUAUGACAAAAAAUCUGAAGAGAAAUUGCUGAAUUUUUUCAAGGGUUGCGCGAGUGUCGUCGUCGUUGUUGAUCCGCCAUUCGGUGUAUUCAUGGAUCCUUUGCUCCAAUCAAUUGAGAAAAUGCGGAAACGAUUCGAAAGUGUUGGAAAUCCUCCAGAACAAUUAUUUACGACAUUGAUUGCGCCUCUUUUUAUCCGAAAACAUAUUUUGAAACAUGACGAAAAAAUGUGGAUGUCGGAUUACAGAGUAACCUAUGAAAAUCACAAAGUUUAUGGAAAUCCAGAACGAACGAUCGUCAGAAUAUUCACAAAUCUACCGAAGACAAGCAUUGAUCUGAAAGAUACCGACGGAUACAAAUUUUGUGAUACGUGUGAGAAAUAUGUAAUCAUGCACAACCAACAUUGCAAAUUUUGUGACAAUUGCACAUCUAUUGAAAAUGGCGUAUUCCAUCAUUGUCACAUUUGCAAAAAGUGUGUGAAACCGAAAUAUACGCAUUCAGCACUUGGCCUGGAUUCUGAUCUUAUUGAAAUCCAAAACCUUGCUCACGAUUUCGCCAAACGGGAAAUGUACCCUCAUAUGGCCGAAUGGGAUCAAAAGGGCGAGCUUCCAUUGGACGUUCUUAGAAAAGCGGGAGAAUUGGGGUUUGGAGCGAUUUAUUGUAAAACCGAUCAUGGUGGAUCUGAUUUGACAAGACUUCAUGCUUCUGUGAUCUUCGAGCAACUCUCCACGGGAUGCGUCUCCACUGCGGCCUACAUGAGCAUUCAUAACAUGUGUGCUUGGAUGCUUGAUACUUAUGGAUCCGAUGAGUUAAAAGAAACUUAUCUUCCUCGAAUUGCCGCAUUCGAAGACCUCUGCUCAUACUGUUUGACCGAACCCGAUGCUGGAUCCGAUGCAGCGAGCAUCCGAACCACUGCUCGACGUGAAGGCGACUAUUACGUUUUGAACGGAUCGAAAGCAUUUAUUAGCGGAGCCGGAACAUCGAAAAAUUAUUUUGUAAUGGUCCGAAAAGACGACGGACAACCAGGAGCAAAAGGAAUCUUCUGCAUUCUGGUAGAAGACGGAACCGAAGGUUUCAGUUAUGCAAAGAAAGAAAAUAAACUCGGAUGGAACUCGCAGCCAACUCGAAUUUUGACGUUUGAAGACUGCAAAGUACCCGCUAAAAAUGUGAUUGGAAAAGAAGGAAAUGGAUUCAAUAUUGCGAUGAAUGGUCUGAAUGGUGGACGUGUUAAUAUUGCGAGUUGUUCAUUGGGAGCCGCCCAAAUGAGUUUGGAUCUAGCCAUUGAGCAUUUAAAGGUCCGCAAACAAUUUGGAAAAACUUUGUCCGAAUUUCAAUACAAUCAAUUUCGACUAGCCGAAUUAGCCACAAAACUUUAUACUAGCAGAUUAAUUACUCGCGACGCUGCUCGACUUCUUGACCAUGGCUCCGAUGCGAAAGUGACCGCAUGUGCAAUGGCUAAAUAUCAUGCAACAGAAAACUGUUCCGAGGUUGUUAGCGGUGCUUUGCAAAUGUUCGGUGGCUAUGGAUUCCUUAAAGAUUACCCGAUUCAACAAUAUUUCCGAGAUAUUCGAGUGCAUCAGAUUCUCGAAGGAACAAAUGAAAUGAUGCGGCUCCUUAUUAGCCGUGAUCUCCUCUCCAAAGACAUUUACUGGAAACCAUAA